AUGGCCUUCACAAAGUUGUGGGUGCUCAUAGGAUUAUUUAUCCAGGCACUGGAAUAUGCACCCACCCGAGGGCAGGAUGACACAACUGAUGGGGAGGCCGAAGAGGGUGAAGAGGAAUGCAGACUGCUGGGAAAAUUUAAUUUACGGGGCUAUGUUGAAGCCGAGGAUGCCAUGCAUGUUAUAGGAGGGAUGUUCCCAAUUCACUUCAGGACCAUACUGGAAGAAGAUCCAACAAGCACACCACCAAUGUCACCGCUGUGUGAAGGGUUUAAUUUCCGAGGUUACCGCUGGGUCAAGGCCAUGAUCCAUGCCAUUAAUGAUAUUAACAAACGAGAUGACAUUCUACCAAACAUAACACUUGGCUACCAGAUCUAUGACACAUGCUAUACAAUGUCCAAGACUGUUGAGAAUUCUUUGGCUUUCCUUACUGGACAGAAUGAAACAACUCCUGUCUUCCGAUGCAGUUCCGGAGCUCCUUUAGCAGCAGUCGUUGGAGCUGGUGGAUCAACCCUUUCUAUUGCUUCUUCUAGAAUCCUUGGGCUUUACUAUUUCCCUCAGGUUGGCUAUGCAUCCUCAUCAUCACUUCUCUCUGAUAAGUAUCAAUUCCCCACCUAUCUUCGUACCAUCCCAAGUGAUAAAGUACAAUCUCAUGGAAUGGCGGACUUAGUUCAUCAUUUUGGUUGGAGAUGGAUUGGAACAAUAGCAGCAGAUGAUGAUUACGGCAAAUACGGUGUCAAAGCUUUUAAAGAAAAGGUGGAGAAUCCCCAUACCUGCAUUGCUUUCUCAGAAACGAUCCCAAAAAUAUAUUCCAGGAAUAAGAUCCUACAAGUUGUUGAUAUUGUAAAAAACACCAAUGCUACGGUCAUUGUGGUAUAUUCAUCUGACAUAGACUUCCAUCCACUAAUGGAAGAACUAAUAAUCAGCAACAUCAGUGCUAAAACCUGGAUAGCAAGUGAGGCAUGGGUCACAUCAGAUUUAAUUGCUAGACCAGAAUAUUUCCCACUCCUUGGUGGAACUAUUGGUUUUGCAAUAAAAAGGGGAGAAAUACCAGGCCUUAAAGAGUUUCUCCUUGACUUACACCCAAGUAAAAAUCCAGAUGAUGACCUGGCAAUUGAAUUUUGGCAGACUGCAUUCAACUGUACUUGGCCUAACAGCAGUGUCCCAUACAAUACGGACAACAGAAAAAAUGUCACUGGCCAUGAAAACAUCACUGAUUUUUUUUCAGAUGAGUUAUGCACUGGAGAGGAGAAACUUGAAGACCUUAACAAUACAUACUUGGAUGUUUCACAACUCAGAAUUACGUAUAAUGUUUAUAAGGCUGUAUAUGCUGUUGCUUAUGGACUUGACCAGUUACGCCUCUGUGAGGGAAGUGGUCAAGAUGGACCAUUUUUGCCAGAACGUAAUUGUGCAAAAAUAGAUGAGUUUGAACCUUGGCAGUUAAUGUAUUACAUGAAGAAUAAGAUGCAAUUUACAGUUCUCGAUGAGUUUGUGAACAUAGAUGACAAGGGAGAUGUGUUCACCCCCUAUGACAUUUUAAACUGGCAGAAAAAUGAGACUGGUGAUAUUACCUUUGUGAAAGUUGGAGUAUUUAACAUGACUGGGGAGAACAACGGAGAGUUUUUUAUAACUAACGAAUCAAUAUUUUGGAACAAUCCAUCAGGAACACGUCCACGUUCAACAUGUAAUAAAAAUUGUCAGCCUGGUUAUCGAAAGGGGAUCCUUCAAGGGAAGCCCUCCUGCUGCUAUGAUUGCAUAAGGUGUGCCGAAGGCCAGAUCAGUGAUUCUGUAGAUGCAAGGGAAUGUACAGGCUGUAAAGAAGAUUAUUGGUCCAAUGAACAAAGAAGUAAAUGUGUACUUAAAGAGGUGGAAUUCUUGGCUUAUGGAGAAGCUUUAGGAAUGACAUUGAUUGCUCUGUCCAUAGUGGGUGUUUUAUUCAUCUUGGCUGUGACUGGUGUCUAUAUCAAGCAUAGGGCCACACCUCUUGUGAGAGCAAAUGACCGUGAGCUGAGCUUCCUCAUUCAGUAUUCUCUUUGUGUCACCUUAAUGACUUCCAUCCUCUUUAUUGGUAAGCCAGAAGACUGGUCAUGCCAGUCCCGUCAGGUGACCCUCGCCUUGGGUUUCUCUCUUUGCCUGUCUUGUGUCUUAGGGAAGACUGUAAUGCUUUUCCUGACUCACUUGGCCAAAAAUUCAAAGGUCGCAGAGAAAGCCCGAAUGUCUUUCAAGCCAAUUUUCCAGAAAAUAAUUGUCCUCCUCUCUGUACUGACUGAAGUGGGUAUCUGCACUGCGUACCUCAUCUUGGAGCCUCCCCGUAUGUAUAAAAACACCCAGUUCACAACUCUGAAAAUCAUCUUUGAAUGUGAUGAAGGUUCUAUCUUAUAUCUGUGUGUUAUGUUUGGCUUUGAUGUGUUCCUCGCCAUCUUAUGUUUCCUCACUGCCAUUGUCUCUCGAAAGCUUCCCAAUAACUUUAAUGAGGCCAAGUUUGUCACCUUUGGGAUGUUGGUUUUCUUCAUUGUCUGGAUAUCAUUCGUUCCUGCUUAUUUAAGCACAAGAGGGAAAUUCAAGGUGGCUGUGGAGAUAUUUGCAAUUCUGGCCUCCAGUUUCGGCUUGACAGGGUGUAUAUUUGUACCAAAAUGUUACAUUAUUUUGUUGAAACCAGCAAGAAAUACAGAAGAAAUUGUUGGUGGCAGAGCGACUUCCAAUGACAAGAGUGCACCACCAACUUCAGCAUCUUGCACCAGUGAAGUUAACAACACUACUGUUUCCACUGUUCUUGAAGAUUAGACUUUUUUAGCUACUGUCUGUCACAGUUCCACUAGUUUCUUUCACUACUUCCUCCUCCAUUUUGAGAGAAAGCAGAUGCCUGGUUCUUAUCAAAGUUGCACCUUCUGCUUCUGGCAGAAUAGCACCAAUAAAGCAUACCCAAACUGCUUGCUGGCAAACUAACGUAAGACACUUUUUGAGGAGCUUUGCAUUCUCAUGAUUAUAUAUGUUGGCCUCAAUCCAAUCCUAGACAAGCAGAAAGGAGGUUCCACUUGCACAAGAGAGGAGUGGGGGGGGGGGUGGUCGAUGACUUCCAGUUCCUCUCAUCUGCAGCUACCUCUGCCACAUCAAUGCUACCCUGGGGCAUUCCAUGACCCUCAGGAGUGGCUUUUCAGAGUGGACUUGAAAGAGGCAGCAGGAAGAAGACAGGAAAACCCUGUUCCAUGAACAAUCCUUUCUCAAUUCAUCCGGCCCUGUUAUUCCAUGUAUGACAGUUUGAAAUAAGGGUGGAUAACAUCUGUGGGGCCUGGGAUCAUCCAUUUCCUUGAGCCCUAGAGGCUACACUACAUCUACUGAACUUUCAGUACAAAUGCCUACUGAAAUUCGGUAGGGCAGUGGCAGAAAAAAGCUGGGGAGGUUGUACUUCCAUUUUAAAAGAGUGCAUGCGAGGAACAUGCACCUUGUUUGUUCAUGCUUCUGGAAUGGUCCCAGGAGGGCAAAUGUUUUUGAAAAUAAGCUGCAUGUUCCCUGCAUACCUUUCUUUUAAGCAACUGUGUGUGGGAAAAAAUGUUUGGUUGGAGCUCCACCAAAUUAGGCAGUGUUCAUGAGAUGAGAAAGAACUAUAUACAGCCCUUGGACCUUGUGUUGCCCACUCCACUUUAAAACAAUGCAAAAAAUAAUGUAACAAUGUAAAAAGAACAGGCUGGAAUCCUGUUCCAUAGUGAUGAAUACAUAACCUAUAGUCGAAUAACCUAUAGUUAUGCAUUCAUGACUGUUUUGUAUUCAUGAUCCCUACAUAGACCCUAGUUUAGGGACUGUGAAAGUCACCCAGUCCUUACCUACUGGGCAGUAGCAGCUGUGACUGAGCAGGAUCUAUUCCACUGUCAAUCGGGAAGCGGCUGGCUAAUGGUCCCACUCCCUCCUAUGAGCAGUCUCUGUUGUGAAAUGGAAUUGUGACAAGCACCCUGCUUCUGCAUAUUACACUAGAAACUGCUCACGGGAGAGGGUGGGGAUGUCAGUUAGCUGCUUCCUGACUGACAAGGAUUGACAAGACCUUUGUUGAUCUCAGUGGGUGUUUUUGGUAAUUGGGGAUUGUAGGAUCAGGACAGGAUUCACUGCAUAGCUUCGUAACCACAGUGCUUAGACAUUCAUAGAACUCCAACAGGA
This is a messenger RNA of Sceloporus undulatus (fence lizard), 4146 nucleotides long. RefSeq names its product vomeronasal type-2 receptor 1-like. Gene Ontology annotation, molecular function: olfactory receptor activity; G protein-coupled receptor activity. Bases 1 to 2781 code for a protein of 926 amino acids. Gene Ontology annotation, biological process: G protein-coupled receptor signaling pathway. Lineage: Eukaryota; Metazoa; Chordata; Lepidosauria; Squamata; Phrynosomatidae. Gene Ontology annotation, cellular component: membrane. The record is from RefSeq and is a predicted model, not a curated record. The transcript has 6 exons.